GUGCGAUGCAGAAAGGCUCGUGGGGGGGGAACUGAGGCACGAUGCUUGUGUGCGUGAAAUGAGUGUCGGUGUCUGAUCGGCUGAUGUGCCUGAACAGUUACAUGUCACAUCCAUACAUUAGUAAUCUCUGCUGCCCAUCGGCCUGAUAGUGUUCUUUGAAUUUCAACCCUUUUCCUUGUUACUCUCUUUUCUAGGCUGGACACUUAUUAUUUGGAAGACCACGUGGAUAUGAGACCGUACCCCAAGGUACGAGCAGCCUGAAUGUUUUGCAUGAAACAGGUGAUUCAUGGCAGGGGACGUGGAAGGGUUUAGCUCCUCCAUCCAUGACACCAGUGUCUCUGCAGGAUUCAGAGCACUGUAUGAGGAGGGAUUGCUUCUUGAUGUCACACUUGUCAUUGAAGACCACCAAUUUCAGGCCCAUAAAGCUCUGCUUGCCACCCAGAGUGAUUACUUCAGGAUUAUGUUCACAGCUGACAUGCGAGAACGAGAUCAGGACAAAAUCCAUUUGAAAGGUCUGACAGCUACAGGCUUCAGUCAUGUUCUCCAAUUCAUGUACUAUGGAACUAUUGAACUGAGUAUGAACACUGUUCAUGAAAUCCUUCAGGCUGCCAUGUAUGUCCAGCUUAUAGAGGUGGUAAAGUUUUGCUGCUCUUUUCUCUUAGCUAAAAUCUGCUUAGAAAACUGUGCAGAAAUUAUGAGACUUCUGGAUGAUUUCGGUGUAAACAUCGAAGGAGUCAGGGAAAAACUGGAUUCCUUUCUGCUAGAGAAUUUUGUGCCACUCAUGUCCAGACCUGACUUCCUUUCAUAUCUGAGCUUUGAAAAGCUCAUGUCUUACUUGGAUAAUGAUCAUCUGAGCAGGUUUCCAGAGAUAGAGCUGUAUGAAGCUGUUCAGGCCUGGCUGCGCCAUGAUAGAAGACGCUGGAGGCAUACGGACACCAUCAUUCAGAACAUCAGGUUUUGUUUGAUGACACCAUCCAGUGUUUUUGAGAAGGUAAAAACAUCAGAGUUUUAUCGAUACUCCCGGCAGCUGCGACAUGAGGUUGACCAAGCCAUGAAUUACUUUCAUAGCGUUCACCAACAGCCUUUGAUGGAAAUGAAAUCGAACAAAAUUCGUUCUGCCAAACCCCAGACUGCAGUAUUUAGAGGAAUGAUAGGACACAGUAUGGUAAACAGUAAAAUUCUUCUCUUGCACAAACCAAGGGUCUGGUGGGAACUAGAGGGUCCUCAAGUACCUUUGCGACCAGACUGCCUUGCUAUUGUAAAUAACUUUGUGUUCUUACUAGGUGGGGAAGAACUGGGGCCAGAUGGUGAGUUUCAUGCUUCAUCCAAAGUGUUCAGAUAUGACCCAAGGCAGAACACUUGGUUGCGAAUGGCAGACAUGUCUGUUCCACGCUCUGAGUUUGCAGUUGGAGUUAUUGGGAGGUAUGUUUAUGCAGUGGCUGGGAGAACCAGGGAUGAAACGUUCUACUCCACUGAACGGUACGAUAUUACAGAAGAUAAAUGGGAAUUUGUGGAUCCCUAUCCGGUCAAUAAGUACGGACAUGAAGGGACUGUGCUUGGUAACAAGUUGUAUAUCACUGGUGGAAUUACAUCAUCUUCAACCUCUAAGCAAGUGUGUGUGUUUGAUCCCAGUAAAGAAGGGACAGUAGAGCAGCGAACAAGGAGAACUCAAGUGGUCACUAACUGCUGGGAGAACAAAUGCAAAAUGAACUACGCAAGAUGCUUUCACAAAAUGAUUUCUUACAAUGGUAAGCUUUAUGUUUUUGGUGGUGUCUGUGUGAUCCUGAGGGCCUCCUUUGAAUCUCAAGGAUGUCCUUCUACAGAGGUGUAUGACCCCGAUACGGAUCAAUGGACUAUAUUGGCUUCUAUGCCAAUUGGUAGGAGUGGUCAUGGUGUAGCUGUUCUGGACAAACAGAUAAUGGUUCUUGGAGGCCUUUGUUACAACGGUCAUUACAGUGAUUCGAUUCUCACCUUUGAUCCAGAGGAAAACAAAUGGAAAGAAGAUGAAUAUCCGAGGAUGCCGUGCAAGCUGGAUGGCUUACAAGUCUGCAGCUUGCACUUCCCUGAAUAUGUUUUGGAGCAUGUUAGACGUUGCAGCUAAAACUGAGUGAACAACCCAGUGAAAUACAAAAAACUAUACUGAAUUUGUUAAAAAAACACAAACCAGUUAAAUUCCUUCAGAGACAUUUCCUUGUGUGUGAGAACAACUGCUAAAUGCUCAAGAGAAACAGGAUGUACAGGGAAUGUACUUACCAAGUUUAUUAGAAAAGCCAAUAGUUGGUCUGACCUUGUAAAAGCUUUGUUGUUAUGGGGUUUUUUAACAUAACUGUAAGUAUGAAAAAAAUAAAUUUUUGAGUGUGCUUGGGUUUUUUUCUAACAUUUUAUGUCCAUAAUAUUUUAUCUUUUUUUUUUUUUUAAUGGCCGUUUUGCCACUAUGCUUUUGAAAUAAGUUGAGUUUGACAAAAUAUUUGUGAAAGGCAGAGAAGAAAGAUUUUAUUUGCGUUUUUAUUGAGCAUCAAAAUAAACCUCAUCAUCUGUACUAGGGUACAACCACAUAUAAGAUAACAAAACCAAACCCUUUCUGUGUUUUAUGUUGUCUUUUAGAUGCUUUUCCCAUUAACUACAAAGAAUUCUUAAAUCUACUAGGUGUUUUUGUUUUCCUUUAUUUGCUUUGGAGAAGAAUUUUAACCCCUUUGCAUGACCUUUCUCCUGGUUUUGUAUAGUGGUACCAGUAACUACCAAACUGCAAAUUACACAUUUUCUACUAAAUUGAAAGCAAAGCAUUUUUAUAUUCAAAACACUGUUUCUAUGCUGCCUUCUGUUGUCUGCAUUGUGUUUGUUGGUGAGUAAAAAAAGUAUACAUACAUGUGCAUACACUGUAAAAACUGUAUAUAAAUGCAUCUUUUUAUUUGCAGUUACAAUAUUAUAUUUUAACUAGUGCACAGGUUCAGCCAUAUCUGUUGAAUUUAAGGUAUUCUUUAAUAAGCUAAAUAAUUCAAAGUUCUUAAGUAACUAGAGUUACUUAAGAUACCAUUUGGUAUCAAAGUAGCUUAUCUUUAGAUAUACUGAUUGAUUCAGUAACUUUAAACUCUUUGUAUUGUUGCUGCAUAAUGAACUGUUGAUUAUUUGCUGGGUUAUAAAUUAUUUUUUAAAAAGCAAACUCAUCUUACCUGAGUUUCUUUUCGGUUUCAAUGUGCUGCCCAGUUUUCUUUUUUCAUGAAAAUGGAAAAUAUCGAUAAGCAAAUGCUCAGCACUGCUGUGACCCACAGUUAUUUUUGGAACUGGAUACUGGAUAUACUACAGUUUAUUCUCAGUACUUUGCUUGUACUCGCAUUUCAAUAUGAGUACUUGUAUUGAAGUGGUGUAAUCUUUUUAUUAUAAUUAUUUUAAUUAUUAACUGUUAAGAACUACUGUGUUUUGAAAGUGUGGGGUUCGGUGAUUGGAUGAUUGAUGUAAUUUCUGUUUCUUUUAUAAAAAAACCUACAUAACUAUGGCUACUGACCUCAGAGUGCCUGAAACGAGAUGUAUGGUCCUAGAGGGCUUUGAAUAACUCCACUGAGUUUAACUUACAGGUAUAACUGUCAGUAGAUUGGUAAAAAUUAUCUACCAAGACAUAAAUAAUAACAGUAAUUGCAUUUUGAUUAUCUUUAUGGAUAUGAAAUUAGCCACUUCUGGAACCUCAAGGAGAAGUUGAAGGCUCACAGUUCAAAUGCUGAAACAUGCAGCUGCAUAUUCUGUAAAAUCUUAUGCUGCUGUGUUUCACUUCAGGCAAUGGACUUUAUAUGCAGCAGUGCUAAACCACUUUAUUCAGCAUCUUCCAGUCAGAAAUCACUGUAGAAAAGGAAUGUACAGUACUCAGGGAGUUCAAAAGAAUGCACUUACAAAGGGACCAAAAUCACCCUAAAUUUUCUAUGUUAAAAAUAACACCUACUGGAACGAAGUUUGAAAUAAUAGGAGUUAAAACAACUUGUAGAACUCCUCAUACUGUGUUUUGAUAUUUUUGUAGUAAUUAUGUCCUGGGUUGAAAUGUGAGUAUUGGAGCUAUAUGGCAAGUCAGCAAAUUUUUAAAUUUUUUUUUUUAAUUGUUAGAAAUUAUUUAAUUAUCAAGUAUUUUCUUUUCAUAUGUUUUAAAAGAAAGAGGUAGUGCAUGCCAUCAUAGCUGUAGUGAUAAGCUAUUUACACCAGAAGUGGCUGGACCAAAUACUGAUAUUCAGCCUUCUGAUACAGGCUAGUUUGCAGUUAAAUUUGUCUUUUUUAAUAGGAAUUCAGUUGACUGAAUUAGAAAUCUAAUUUACUUUCUUGAUAUUUUAAGGUAAAGCCACUGUGGCUUACACUAAAACCUCAGUUUCACAACAUCUCCCUGCGUGGGUACAGAGAGAAACUGACUCCAGUAGGUGCUGGCUCUGUGCUGACUGUACAUAGUUCAUGGAAUAUUGAGGCACAAGAGAAAAAACCAAGAGGUUUUAAAAUAUUUUUUUAUUAUUAUUCUGUUUGUCACCAGGUCAUUUCUCACUAAGUUAAUGGGGCAGCAAAAACUAAUCCUGCCUGAGAGGGCUUUCAUGGGCACGUUCUGUACAGUACAGAGUACUUCACUUUUAUCUGGGGCCGUGUGGGGGGAAUGGACGUAGUUCUGGAUAUCUGGUGUUCAGGAUUCAAAUGUCUGAAGAGACCCAGCCAAGACUUUAUUAAAACUAUCAGUAAAGAUGGGGGUGUGUCAAGGUAUGGUUUGGAGUCUGUAUUUGAGCCCCUUCUGAGGUUCUGUGUACAGGGCAGCUGCCACUGAAGUCAUUGCUGAGUACACUUGAAGAGCCAGAUUGGUUUUGGUGCUCUGCUUUUAGAUUAGUAUCUAUCUUGAGGUGCCCAGCUCUGAAAGUUCUUAUUCAGGACUGUAAUAGUAAUUGUUCUGUGAAAUUUUAAUUGAACUGUUGGUUUCGGCUUCCUUGAAAGCUGUGUCUCCAUUGAGAGGCUGGCUGCUACCUUUCCAGCAUUAGGAAUGAUUGGAAUUUGCUGGGGUUUAGAAUGUGUGGGGGUAUGUGAGUGUUUUGUCAAUUUACAUUUCUACUGUGCUUCUGUUGUUUCAGACAUGAAAUAUAAAAUGAGCUUACUCUCUCUUUUAUGUUGCAGUGGAACUUUUAAGGCAGCUAUUUUUGUUACUUUAUAUGUCGGAGGGAUUCUUUAUUUUAAUUGAAAGUCUGUGUUUGCUUUUAUUAUUUAGCACCAGAUAAUUUAGUGUUUAGAUAGAAACAAAACUAAGCUGGCUAAUUAGAAUUGCCUAUUAUGAAAUUUUGAGCAUUAUGAUCAGAUUAAGAUGAGUUUAAAAAAAAACCAACACUUAAAUGCCUCUCAUUUGUUAAGGAAAAGGUAAGUUUCAAUCUUUGAUUACUAAGUUUAGGGAAGUUCUUUUUCUAUUCCCACCCCAAGCAUAAUGGAAUACCAGCAAACCUAAUGUCACCCACAUAUUUAAAAUUCAACACAUGACCUGCUUUGAAAAGGAAGUGUACUUGCCUUUUUUU
Messenger RNA from Empidonax traillii (willow flycatcher), 5513 nucleotides. RefSeq names its product kelch like family member 15 (gene KLHL15). Bases 287 to 2101 code for a protein of 604 amino acids. Gene Ontology annotation, cellular component: nucleus; Cul3-RING ubiquitin ligase complex. The transcript is spliced from 3 exons. Gene Ontology annotation, biological process: protein ubiquitination; nuclear protein quality control by the ubiquitin-proteasome system. The record is from RefSeq and is a predicted model, not a curated record. Gene Ontology annotation, molecular function: protein binding. NCBI's taxonomy places the organism in Eukaryota, Metazoa, Chordata, Aves, Passeriformes, Tyrannidae.